Molecule: messenger RNA, 1197 nt
Organism: Acanthosepion pharaonis
Lineage: Eukaryota; Metazoa; Mollusca; Cephalopoda; Sepiida; Sepiidae
Source: the annotation of a GenBank genome assembly
AUGCUUCAUCUCCCUCUUUGCUUUACCUCCCUCUCUGUUUUGUCUCUCUAUCUCUCUCUGUUCCCAUCCCUCUCUGUUAUAUCUCUCCUCUAUCUGUCUCUCUCUCUCUCUCUCUGUGCUAUCUCUCUCUCUCUAUGCAAUAUAUAUCUACUUCUCUGUGUAACAUCUGCUCCCCAUCUCUCCUUCCCUUCACAUCUAUGUUUAUUUACUACCUAUUGCUUUAACUCCCUCUGCACUUCACAUCACCCCCAUCUACAUCUCUCUCUCUCUUUGUGCUCUGCCUGCCUCUCUCUCUUUCUCUUUCUGCUUCACCUCCCUUCUUGUGCUUCACCUCCCUUCUUGUGCUUCACCUUCACAUCUACAAUCCCUCUCUGUUGCAUCUCUCUCUCUUCCUCUCUCUUUCUCCCUCUCUCUAUGCUCUGUCUCUCUCUCACUCUCUCUGUAUUUCACAUCCCUCUCUGUUACAUUUUGCCCUCUUUGUCUGUCUGUCUCUCUAUAUGCUCUGCUUCUCCCACUCUCUCUGUACUUCACAUCUCUCUUUGUUAUAUUUCUCACUCUCUGUCUGUCUGUCUGUCUGUAUGCUCUGCCUCUCCUACUCUCUCUAUAUUCCACAUCCCUCUCUGUUAUAUUUCUCCCUCUCUGUCUGUCAGUCUGUCUCUCUAUAUGCUCUGCCUCCCCACUCUCUCUGUACUUCACAUCCCUCUCUGUUAUAUUUCUCCCUCUCUGUCUGUCUCUCUAUAUGCUCUGCCUCUCCCACUCUCUCUGUACUUCACAUCCCUCUCUGUUACAUUUCUCCCUCUCUGUCUGUCUCUCUAUAUGCUCUGCCUCCCCACUCUCUCUGUACUUCACAUCCCUCUCUGUUACAUUUCUCCCUCUCUGUCUAUUUGUCUGUCUCUCUAUAUGCUCUGCCUCUCCCACUCUCUCUAUACUCCACAUCCCUCUCUGUUAUAUCUCUCCAUCUUUGUCUGUCUGUCUGUCUGUCUCUCUAUAUGCUCUGCCUCCCCCACUCUCUCUGUACUUCACAUCCCUCUCUGUUACAUUUCUCCCUCUCUCUCUGUCUCUCUAUAUGCACUGCCUCUCUCUGUGCUUCAUCUCCCACUUUGUACUCUACAUCUCUCCCUUUCACUCUCUCUAUCCUGCUUUUUCUUUUUUUUUUUCUCCUUUCUCUUUCCUUCUGUCAAAUUCUUUCUUCCUUAA